Messenger RNA from Hylaeus anthracinus, 1263 nucleotides. Its product is annotated as serine hydrolase-like protein 2. The record is from RefSeq and is a predicted model, not a curated record. Lineage: Eukaryota; Metazoa; Arthropoda; Insecta; Hymenoptera; Colletidae. The transcript has 2 exons. The coding region runs from base 232 to 1122 and encodes 296 amino acids.
UGUUUGAUCAUGUUUCACCUCCUGUUGACUCCUGUCCCCUCCCGUUUCAAAACAAAGAUUCAGCAUAUUAUUAAUCAUUACGAUCUUAUAUAAACAGACAUCUAAAAUGACUUGCAAGAAUAACAUUGAACUUUGAAUUUUCCUGCAAGUAUAUCUUAUUGUUAAUAUUGCAGCUCUGACUCUUGAAACAGAAACGAAUAGAUAUAUUAGUGAAGUGACUGUCACAUAAAUAUGAGUGAUUCUAAAUGGCAGCCAAUAGAAAAAAAGAUACCCAUGCCAUGGGGUCAUGUUGCAGCAAAAUUUUAUGGACCUCCAGGAGAAAACAACAUCCUAGUGGUGCACGGUAUUUUAGAUAACGCUGGAUCGUUCGAUCGAUUGAUUGAUCUUCUUCCAAGAAAAUACCAUUAUGUAAGCAUUGAUUUACCAGGACAUGGAUUUUCAUCACCAUUUCCUACUGGAGUACCAUUACAAUUUUUUGACUAUGUGUACACAAUAUUGCUAGUUCUUAAUGCUUUAAAAUGGAAAACUUGUAUCUACUUAGCACAUAGUUUUGGUGUUCAAAUAGGAGUGAGUUUCAGUAUUUUAUAUCCUGGAAGACUUGACAAAAUCAUAGCCAUAGAUGGUGUUAUGUCCCCACCAAUUAAAGACCUAGUCUCUUAUACUCAGGAACUAUAUAAUCUGGAUUCUUAUAGUAAAGACACAGGAAGACUCAAUACUAAAGAUGAAGUGAUGUACGCAUUGAAGUUUAAAAGAUGGGAGGCACUAAACUCAGAUGCUGCAGAAGCUACAUUUAAACGUGCAGUCACCAAAAUUGACAACUUGUAUAAGUACAAUCGUGAUCCUAGAUUAAGAAACUACCCAAAACCAAUAUUUACUAUAGAUCAACAUAGAGAGUUUAUGUUAAGAUUCCAAACUCCAAUGUUAAUAAUUCUAGCAGAGAGCUCUUCGCGACGUAAACCAUUAGCUAUUAUGGCAAGGGAAUUAGGAACAUUAGUUCGUGAUAACAUUCCUUAUCAUGUAGUUUCUGUAGAAGGAAAUCAUGAUGUACAUAACAACUAUCCUGAAAGGGUAGCACCAAUCAUAUGUAAGUUUUUAGAUAAUGACACAAAAAGUAAAUUAUAAAAUUUUAUUGUUACAAAAUAAUUUUACUGAUCAAAGUUAUUGUUUAUAGUAUUUCUAUUUUUAUAUACAUAGUGGUAUUAAAAUGUGCAAAACAAAUGUACAUUUAAAUUUGUUUAUAAAUAAUUAUAUGAGUUAUUGAGA